Symbiodinium sp. CCMP2456 is the source of this 561-nucleotide messenger RNA. The record is from the annotation of a GenBank genome assembly. Lineage: Eukaryota; Dinophyceae; Suessiales; Symbiodiniaceae.
GAGUGCACCAGUCCCUACAUCGUCUCAAAGCUCGCUGCAGAGAUGAUCUUGGUCAGGCUUUGUCCCUGGGCAGUUGUGGUGCGCCCAGGGUUGGUGGUGUGGCAUUCGAAGACUGGCAGUUACAGCACCGAUGACGGCCCGACACGUCUAGCACGGUGGAUGAAAGCUGAAAGCCUGUGCUGGAACACGGAGGACCACGGCGACUGGAUGGACGGUAUGAACGUGGAUAAAUUCUGUCAAGCGGCGCUAAAAGUCUUUGAGCAUGGAGCUCCAGAGACGUACAGCAUGACCGGCAACUACGGGCUUGCUACCCUGCUCGAACACCUUCCAGUCGCCUGCACGAUGCUGCCGUACUCUGAAUGGUAUGCAGCCGUCGUCCGAAGCCAGAAAUCCUGCGACCCUCUGGCAGCGCUGCUGCCACACAUUGAGGCCGAUCAGCCGCCCUUUGCAUCUUUUGGCCAAGAUCUAUCUCCGAAGUGCAGGAAGGUGCUGGGUGAGCAGCUGGCCAACGAACUGCGACAGGUCUCUGGCUACGCGGCUUUUGCACGUGCCUUGUCGUGA